Dendronephthya gigantea is the source of this 1939-nucleotide messenger RNA. RefSeq names its product tyrosine kinase receptor Cad96Ca-like. Gene Ontology annotation, cellular component: signaling receptor complex. Bases 126 to 1364 code for a protein of 412 amino acids. Gene Ontology annotation, molecular function: transmembrane receptor protein tyrosine kinase activity; ATP binding. Gene Ontology annotation, biological process: protein phosphorylation; positive regulation of kinase activity; multicellular organism development. The transcript has 11 exons. NCBI's taxonomy places the organism in Eukaryota, Metazoa, Cnidaria, Anthozoa, Malacalcyonacea, Nephtheidae. The record is from RefSeq and is a predicted model, not a curated record.
AACUAGAGAUCGAGCUCACAAUACAAACAGGACGUCCAGUAGGCCUAUACGUUGUAAUGCGUAAUAGGUUUUAUAACUUACUUUGACAGGCAACAAACGAAGGCGAUGCAGAAAAAAAUGUGACAAUGGAGCCAAAAACAACUGGUGUUAAUGGAAUCGUUAAUGAUGAAAAUAAUAAGUGGUCGUUAGAAAACUACCCGUUUAUAAUAGCAGUGAUUGUGGCAUUGGGAGCGUUGGUUGUUUUAGCGUUCUUUGUUUGGAUGAAAUGUAGAAGAAAGGAUGUUUUUAACGUUAGACGUGCAACCAUGCAAAUGGGACCAGAGAUUGGUGAAGUAAAUGGUCAACCAAGAACAAAUAGAACUCCUGGUUCCGGCUCAAGAACUUCUCACCAGAUCAAGCGAUCAGAUGAUGCCUUUUGGGAGUUUCCUAAAGGCAAAAUUGUGAUUCUUAAAAUUUUGGGUGAAGGCACUUUUGCCACUGUAAACAAAGCGAAGAUUUUACCUUUGCACGCCAUGAAUCAAAUCAAUUGUGGGAUUGUUGCUGUGAAGACUCUCAAAGAGAACACAGACGAGAAGGAUCGUACAAAUUUUCUAAAUGAACUAAACGUGAUGAAGAAGCUAGAGCCACAUCCAUACGUCGUACAACUUCUGGGCUGCUGCACUUCCACUGAACCGUAUUUGUUAAUACUGGAGUACUUGGUUGGUGGAGAUCUUCUGGGUUAUCUCAGAAAAUCCCGUGGAUAUAAAGAUCCUUAUAAUACUGGAGAGUAUGUUCCAACAUCAAGGCUGACAGAGAAUGAUCUAUUGUCUUUUGCAUGGAUGGUUGCUGAUGGAAUGACUUUUCUCGCCCAAAAUGAGAUAAUCCAUCGUGAUUUGGCAGCGAGGAAUGUUCUUGUUGGAGCGCACAAUGUCUGCAAAGUGUCAGAUUUUGGUUUGGCAAGGGAGGGGUCUUACGACAGAGAAUCAAAGGCACGUCUUCCUGUUAAAUGGAUGGCUCCUGAAGAUAUAUUUGCAGGAAAAUGUACCACCAUGAGCGACGUGUGGUCCUACGGAAUUUUGCUAAUGGAAAUUUUUACCAUAGGUGAUUCUCCAUACCCGGGAUAUAAAGGGAAAGAUGUUCCAGACUUAGUUGAAAGUGGCUACAGAAUGCCGAGGCCCAAGCAUUUGUCGGUUGAGAUUUAUUCCGUCAUGGAAGAAUGUUGGAUAAUCGAACCGCGAAAAAGACCACGAUUUUCAGACAUGGCAUCGUUCUUCAAAGAAAUGUUGGUAGAGGGUUCGAAGGAUUACCUUGACUUGAAUGUAUUUGAAGACCAUCUUUACGAAAAUUUCGAUGAAAUUAAGCUGCAAAGAUCAAGCAUAAGUUGAUGUAUCUGGUAGUUUCGGUCGUAUAUAGGUAAUCAUUCCCUGCGAAUACAAUUCAGACCUGCAUGUAUAUAUUAUUUUGUACUUCUAGCAGUAUUUUCGUUUAACUGUCUGGCCUUUUUUAAUUCAAUUCCUCAAGGACCAAUUUUUGUAUGCCAAUUUCAUUUCCGCCAUUUUGUGUUGGCAAAAUCAUUAGUUGUAUAUUCUGCAACAAAAUAAAUUAAAAAACUCUACCAAUCAGCAUCAAGUAAUUUUGUGAUGAUUUGGUUUAAUUUCUUUGACCAAUUUAUAAUUCCUGGUUUUCAUAACCGUAAUUAAUAAUUCAUAAUUUAUCAGUUUUGUCUAUGAUCGGAAGCUCAUCAAUAUAUAAAAAUAUCUACUUCAUUUGUCACCGACAACGGUUUUUAGAAGAUCGUUGAUAAAUUACGACAUAAUAUGAAUAUGAAAACCCGGAUAAACUAGGAGCACCUUAGGGUUUCAAAGCAUGGUAUUUGAUAAAAAUAAUGUAAAUAUAAGUGUGAAUAAAUUAUUAUCAUUUUUCAUAUUCAUAACAUAGAGAGGCCUGAAUGAAUAGAGCC